Lethenteron reissneri (Far Eastern brook lamprey) is the source of this 3430-nucleotide messenger RNA. RefSeq names its product sulfotransferase 6B1-like. The record is from RefSeq and is a predicted model, not a curated record. Lineage: Eukaryota; Metazoa; Chordata; Hyperoartia; Petromyzontiformes; Petromyzontidae. Gene Ontology annotation, molecular function: sulfotransferase activity.
UCACUCCCCAACGAGUAAUCACUCACAUCCCUCCCGACCGAAGCCUCGCUUUGAUAUCUAUGCGAGUUGGUUGGCUUGCUGCCUCUAUCCCUCGACUCGAGUGCAUUGUGAUCACACACGCAGCACGACCACACGUAGCAAACUUACAUAACACGUGCGUUCUUCAUAGGUUAGUUACAUACAGAUCACACACACACACGGUGAGACACCGAAAUACACGCGCACGCACACACACUGCCCCAGGCAUAAAGAUACACAGAGAGUCACACAGAAACACACAGAGCCACAGUCUCACAGCCACAUUCACACACACACAGACCACCACUCACACAGUCACACACACAGUUACACAUUCACACACACAGACCACCACUCACGCAGUCACACAGCCACACACACACACAGAGAAACCACCGAUCACAGUCACACAUUCACACAGUCACAGUCUCACACACAGACCACCACUCACACAGUCACACACACAGUCACACAGACCACCGCUCACGCAGUCACACAGUCACACACACACAGAGAAACCACCGCUCACAGUCACACAUUCACACAGUCUCACACAGUCACACACACAUACCACCACUCACACAGUCACUCACACAGUCACACACACAGUCACACAGACCACCACUCACGCAGUCACACAGCCACACACACACAGAGAAACCACCGCUCACAGUCACACAUUCACACAGUCACACAGUCACACACACAGCCACACACACACACGGCGACAUGAAUCAAUCCACCACAGAGCAGCUGAACGAGUUCAUGUCCGAGGUGGCCAGGAUUCCCCGAGAGGAGCGACUCGUGAUGAUGGACGGCCUCAAGAUGCCUCGCGCCCUCGUGCACGCGGACACCCUGAACAGGCUGCCCGACUUCCAGGCUCGACUCGACGACAUCGUCCUGCUUAGCUACCCCAAGUGUGGCUGCAACUGGGUUGUGCGGCUGCUCAUGCAUAUGGUGAAGCUGUCUCACCCUGAGCUGGACAAGCACCCAACGAGCCACCAGGCGCACAUCCCCUUGAUUGAGUUCGGGCCCCUGUCCAAGCUGGAGGGCAUGGACGCCUUCCCCUCGCCGCGAGUCAUCGCCUCGCACAUGCCCAGGGACCGCGUCCCCGCAUCAUUCUUCGCCAACAAGUGCAAGAUGGUGCUCGUCUUCCGAGAGCCGAAGGACACGGCGGUGUCCUUCUACCACUUCUACAACAACAAUCCGAGCCUGCCCGGCGUCGACUCCUGGGACGAAUUCUACCGCUUGUUCAUGGAGGGAGACGUCCCGUGGGGUGUCUACUCUGACUACAUCAAGCAGUGGGACAAGCACUGGGAGGCCGACAACGUUCUGGUGCUCACCUACGAGGAGCUAAAGGCGGACCUGCCGGGGGAGCUUCAGAAGAUGUCCACCUUCCUGGGGCUGGGUCUGUCCGGGGAGCAGAUCUCCGACGUGGCCGACAAUGGCACCUUCAGCGCCAUGAAGGCCAAGGCCGAGGCUGACAAUUUCAAGUUCGGCAAGGUGGUGUUCCGCAAAGGGGAGGUGGGCGACUGGAAGAACUACUUCAGCGAGGAGCAGAGCGCAGAGCUGGACGCCUCCUACGCCGAGAGCCUCGCCGGGACGUCCCUGGCCACCCGCCUCAACUAUUAGACAAGAGGACGCACGGGGGGACACGCUGCUGCGGACACACGCACGCACGGACAUGCACGGACACACACACACGCGCGGAGACACGUGUUCGCGCGGCGACACGCACGCACAGGCCACGCGCGCACCGGAUACAUGCGCAUGGACACAUGCACGGACACACGCGCACGGACACACACAAACACACACACACGCACACGGAUACACACACACGCACAUGCGCACGGACACACACACACACACACGCGCACGGAUACACACACACACGCGCACGGACACACACACACACACGCGCACGGAUACACACACACACACGCGCACGGACACACACACACACACGGACACACACAUCCACGCGCGCGCGGGGAGUCGAGGUCUCCGUGGCUGCUCGGGGUGCUACAGCGGUCUCGGUGACACCAAGCCGGCAACACCGAGGACCUGGGUUGGGAUCCGUGUUUCAAUACGGGCGGCUGAGACGUGCGCUGUGUUUACGCGGCGCGUCACAAACGUAAGUCGUUGUCGUCGUCUGACGGCCGAGAAUCUGAGCGGUGCCGACUCGGCGUCCGACCCCGUGACGUUCCAGUCCAACGGGACGGCCGCCCCGAUGUUCACAAUCGGCUCCUGAUUAGCGCGCUCGGCCAAGGUACGGCGCGAAAGAAGUUCAACGCGCGCACGUUUCAGAACGACGAAGGAAUCCACGGCAGUCUGGCGCGAGGCCGGCAUUGGAGGAGGGCCUCGUCACUUGCGCACUUUGAAAAUUGACGGCGUGGGUGGCAAGCAGCCACGGGGAGCUAUGAAGGAUAUUGUUCGGAGCACAUCAUCGGCCACGAUCUAUCCACUGUUGCAUGAAGGCCUCCCCCUCCCCACCACCAUUCGUCGCCAUCUCUCGUGGUUUUAUUUUUUCCGAUGCGACACUCCCGUUUGUUCCGUCCCUCCGCCUCCGGCACACGGUCCGAUUCCAUCGCUCCAUCUCCGCAAGCGAACGUCCCCGUGCGGCGCGUGAAGUCUCGUCCGUCUUGGCGACGGCGUCCUGCACCUGGGCACCAAAUUUUGGUCGUCGUCACAAUGCGUGACGUCGCUUCACCUGGACGUGUCCCGUAACCCACGUGUUGCUCUUUCUGUCUCUCGGUGCCAGUUCAAGCCUGCGUGCCUCUGUUCUCCACCCCUCCUCCCACCCCCAUUCACCCUCCAUCAACCCUUCUCCAUCCCCCUCCACCCGCCCCCCCCCCAAUUUCGAAUCUUUUGUUUUGAUUUGGCAAAAAUUCUGUAUAUGCACUGAUUGGAAACUUUCUUCUUUACGCGCGGAAUUUUAUAUAUAUGUGUGUGUGUGUAUGGUGUAGGCGGUCGCUUAUUAUGCCCCUCUCGUGCUAUAAACGAGUGGCCUUGACAAGGAAUGACCGAUAAUUAACAAAACUCACGGCUGUCGAUGCAGUCCAGCCAAGGGGAAGCCUGCGUUGGGGGAUUUGAGCUCGCACUGGCUAGGUGCCACCGGCCUUUUAAAUGCCCACGCACUCUUCGACACGUGCGCCGACCUUGCUGGUACUCAGAAUAAUGCACGAUGUUUGUACACGCACACACAUAUAUGUGUGUGCGUGCUUUUCUGUAAGUAUUUAGCUUCGAAUGUCGCCCACUAAGCUGCACAAAUCCGGGGCGUUGGUGCAAGUGAAGGAGCGUGUUGACUUUGGAAGUUCUUAGUGACGACUGGAUUGUCCCGGAAGGUAUCCUGGCAAUUUCAAUGCGCAGCCUGUCGGCUCCAGUUCAAUAAACCGAUGAGUUUUAAGAA